This is a messenger RNA of Cavia porcellus (domestic guinea pig), 3935 nucleotides long. RefSeq names its product SRY-box transcription factor 30 (gene Sox30). NCBI's taxonomy places the organism in Eukaryota, Metazoa, Chordata, Mammalia, Rodentia, Caviidae. The transcript is spliced from 5 exons. Gene Ontology annotation, biological process: regulation of transcription by RNA polymerase II. The coding region runs from base 316 to 2619 and encodes 767 amino acids. The record is from RefSeq and is a predicted model, not a curated record. Gene Ontology annotation, molecular function: DNA-binding transcription factor activity, RNA polymerase II-specific; sequence-specific double-stranded DNA binding. Gene Ontology annotation, cellular component: nucleus.
GAAGACAGGCACAGUCGGAGCGGGGCAAGUAGGGAACACGUGCCGUUUCCCUGGCUAUCGCUGGUGAUUCGAGGCUUCUGCUACAGGCGCAAGUAGAGGGUGGGAUGAUCAAAACCACGCUCCCUGAUUGGUGGGCUAGAGGCACUGCGCCGCUCAUGAUUGGGCCGACUGGGCCGUAGGGCGUAUUUUGAACCGCGUAGGGUUCUGGGUAAGAGGCCUUAGAAGGGUCUUAACCGAAAGGGGGAGGGGGAGGGUCGCCAACAAACGGCUGAGCUCAUAAUCCCGGCCAGGACCAGCCAGAGCGCCCCCUCCCCCAUGGAGACAGCCAGGCCUGAGCCACCGCCUCAGCCGCGCCAACUGCCACGGGCGACGCCUCCGCGCCCGUUGCGCCCCGCUCCGCCCUCGCUGCCAGUCGAGGGCACGUCCUUUCGGGCAGCGGCCUCCAAGCCCUCGCCGUCGCCGCCUGCCCCGUGCGCAGCCGCCAUUGUGACCGUGGCCUCGUCCUGUGGGGAGGCUCCAGCGUUGGGUGUACAGCCCAGGACGCAGCGGCUAAUUCAGGUGAAGCCAGAGCAGGUGUUGCUGCUGCCACAGGCGCCACUACUGUCUCAGGUUCAGGACGAGGGCGGCCCCGCCCCUCCCGCGCAGGCGCAGGCGCAAGCGCAGGCGCGGCUGCUGCAGCUGAGGCCCGAGCUACUGCUGUUGCCCCCCGUAUCCGAGGGCGCCCCCUACAGGCCCGAGUUGCUCGCAGUGCAGCCCCAGGCACCACAGGUCAAGGCGGAGAAGCCAGAGGUGGGCCACAACUUGGAGCCGUCCGUAGGACAUCUGAGGGUCGUCGAGGCUGGCCCUCGAGCCUCCACGGUGGCCACGGUGGACGGCCACGGGCUGGCCCUCGACAGCCUCCGAGGGGAUGAGAACAAGGGAAAGCUGGGGGCAGAGGAAGUCAUGAAGGAUGCUGUGAGACCUGGCGAGGGCAAAAGCCUGGCUGCUAUCGGGGAUGGAAUUAUCAAAACCGAGGAACGCGAGGACUGCAGACUGGGCACGGAGCCUGCAUCCAAUGGCCUGGUCCAUGGCAACAAAGAGGUCAUCCUGGCCCAGCCAUCCAGCGCCUUUGGGCUGCAACAGCAAGACCUCAGGAUCCCUUUGACUCUCCACCCGGUUCCCCCGGGCACCAGGAUCCAGUUUCAGGGACCUCCACCUUCAGAUCUGAUACGGUUGACCAAGGUACCCCUGACACCAGUGCCUAUUAAAAUGCAGUCCUUACUGGAGCCAUCUGUAAAAAUUGAAACCAAAGACGUUCCGCUCACCGUGCUUCCCUCAGACGCAGGAAUACCAGAUACUCCCUUCAGUAAGGACCGAAACGGUCAUGUGAAGCGACCCAUGAAUGCGUUUAUGGUUUGGGCGAGGAUUCACCGGCCAGCACUGGCCAAAGCUAACCCAGCAGCCAACAAUGCAGAAAUCAGUGUCCAGCUUGGGUUAGAGUGGAACAAACUUAGCGAAGAGCAAAAGAAACCUUACUAUGAUGAAGCACAAAAGAUUAAGGAAAAGCACAGAGAGGAAUUUCCUGGUUGGGUUUAUCAGCCUCGUCCAGGGAAGCGAAAACGCUUCCCUCUAAGUGUGUCCAGUGUGUUUUCUGGUACCACACAGAAUAUUAUCUCCACGAAUCCUACAACAAUUUAUCCUUAUCGUUCACCUACCUACUCUGUGGUAAUUCCCAGCCUGCAGAACACCAUCACUCAUCCCGUUGGUGAAGCCCCACCUGCCAUCCAGCUGCCCACACCUGCAGUCCAGCGCCCAAGUCCCAUCACGCUUUUCCAGCCCAGUGUCUCCAAUAAUGCCCAAGUGGCCGUCCAGGCUCCAAGUCUGCCUCUGCACCCGGCAGCUCCACCUCAGCGCUUUCCUGGGCCUUCCCAAGCUGACACUCAUCUGCUGCCUUCUGGACCCAGUCACUCCGUGAAGAGACCCACUCCUGUCUCUCUCGAGAGCACCAACAGUAUUUCAACCAGUGCAAGUACUGCCAAUGCCAGAUUUGCAACCCCAGCUAUCCAGCCUCCUAAGGAGUAUACCAGUGUAUCUGCCUGUCCCAGAAGUGCUCCAGUCCCCCAAGCUCCUCCCAUGCCACAUUCACAUGUCUACCAGCCACCUCCCCUCGGCCAUCCAGCCACUCUGUUUGGGACGCCACCACGAUUCUCUUUUCAUCACCCUUACUUCUUACCUGGACCUCAUUACUUCCCAUCAAGCACGUGUCCUUAUAGUCGGCCUCCCUUUGGCUAUGGAAAUUUUCCAAGUUCAAUGCCAGAAUGCCUGGGUUACUAUGAAGACAGGUAUCAAAAACACGAGUCUAUGUUCUCAGCUUUAAAUAGAGACUAUCCUUUCAGAGACUACCCAGAUGAGCACACGCACAGUGAAGAUUCUCGGAGUUGUGAGAGCAUAGAUGGGACCUCUUACUAUAACAGUCACAGCCACAGCGGGGAAGAAUACCUGAAUCCCAUCCCUCAGCUGGACAUUGGAACCUUGGAAAACGUCUUCACGGCCCCUACAUCGACUCCCUCUAGCAUCCAGCAAGUCAACGUCACUGACAGUGAUGAGGAGGAAGAAGAAAAAGUGCUCAGGAAUUUAUAAUUUUAAAACACAUAUGCACAGAAAAUAAACAUUUCUUAAAAUAUAUUCUGGGUCAGUUGGUGUGAGAAAAAAAAAGCCUAGAAUGCUUUGCUGAGAGUUUUCAGCCAUGAUUUGAAGAGUCAAAACCAAAUGCAAUUCGUGUUUUCAUAAGGUUUUGAUUAGUGGAACUGGAGUACUGAGUUGGUAUUUCAUCUUAGGAAUAUUUAAAAUAUGAAAUACCUUAUUUUUAUGGCUGAAAUUUAUGCCAACAUGUAUUAUCAUCACUAUCUUAUCUUGGAAAAUACAAAAGCCUUCCAAUUGUAUGUGAGGAGAAAGGGAGUUGUAAUACACCUGGCAUGACAAAUGUGACUUGCAUUUUAUCUCAAGAUUCAUUUGCUUAUUUUUCUUAAAUACUUUUUGUUGAUGUUUAUAUAAUACUUAUGGAUAUUGUCCAUGUUUUUGUAGCAUUUUGAAAAUAUUUUGAUAACUUGUAGAAGUGAACUGGGACUCAAGUUACUAAAUUCAAUUUACACUAAUAAUUCUAAGUUGCAAAUGUGUUUUAAUGACACCUAGGUAAUUCUUUCAGCUAUAUUUAGUCAUUACUCUUCCAGGACAAUUUUAUCAUAUUUGAAUAUCUUUUUCAUUUGGUAUGCAUUGUUAUAUUUUUGUUGUAAUUAAAUAAAGAUAUAAAAUUCUUCUUGCUGAAUGUUUUCUGUUUGGAGGAUAGAAAAAAGUACCAUGAGUAUUUUUCAUUUAAUAUGAUUUUUCAUGCCACAUACAGACAUUUUUUUUUACCUAGUACCUCCAGAAUUACAGAGAACCCUCUAUUAACUUGCAUAAGACUUGAAAUUUUAUCAACAAAAGGUGCACGUAUUCUGGUGCUAUUUGGAUACUGUGUAACAUGUGUACACAUAGGAUAUAAACACUCACAGAAAGGAGGAGCCUUUCCAAAUCUGGCUCAGGCUGCUGUCUUGAAAACCAUGGAGUUUACUUAAAAGCAUGUGGAAUUUAUUUAAUUCACACUGUACAAAAAAACUACUUGUGCUAUAACCUCUUGGCAAGCAUGCACUUACAGAAGACCUUAGAAUAAGAUCAGGUCCAUCAGAGUUGGGAUCAUGAUGAAAGAUAGAUACAGGAAGACACAAAGUGAGUUGAUGAUGGGAUAUUGCUGCAAAUCUGUGUACUUUUCCCUCAGUUAUCUGUAAAUUUAUGCAAAGUGAAGCAUUGUUACUUAAAAUGCUUGGAAAUUUUGUAUGGAAACCUGUUCUAAGCUUCAAAUUUCUUUCUUCACUAAGCUUGCAUUUGUUUCUUAAACAAAGGUUGUUCAUGUACUACAU